This is a messenger RNA of Sphaerodactylus townsendi, 9189 nucleotides long. RefSeq names its product sortilin related receptor 1 (gene SORL1). Gene Ontology annotation, molecular function: protein binding. Gene Ontology annotation, cellular component: Golgi apparatus; membrane. Lineage: Eukaryota; Metazoa; Chordata; Lepidosauria; Squamata; Sphaerodactylidae. The record is from RefSeq and is a predicted model, not a curated record. Gene Ontology annotation, biological process: protein targeting to lysosome; post-Golgi vesicle-mediated transport; protein retention in Golgi apparatus.
GCAAGCAAGAGCGGCUGGCCGGAGGGAGCCUGGCAUCGCGCGCGCGUUGGCCCAGAGAGUCGCCCGGCUGCAAAGCCUGGGGCCCGUGGCGCGCGCCUGACCCGGGAGAAGCUCGCCGGGCUGCUGCGGGGGGCGGCGCGUCCGAUUGCGCAUUCUCCCUCCUGGCGGCGGCGCCCCGCUUUGCAGCCGCGGCCCCGACUCGAACAUGGCGACGGGGCGAAGCUGGCUGCCGCUGCUGCUGCUGUGGCCACUGCUGCUGCUGGCCGCCCGGCCGGCCGACUCGCGGGGGAGCCUGAGGAUCCGCGCCGCCCGGCCUCAGGAUCGCGGCUGGGCGCUGCUGCAAGCGCGGGGCCCCGAGGACGCGCCGCCGGCCGAGAAGGCGCGCAGCAGGAGGAGCGCCCCGCAGCCGGAGCCCAUGAAGGUGUACGGACAGGUUAGCUUGAAUGAUUCGCACAACCAAAUGGUGGUUCACUGGGCCGGAGAGAAGAGUAACGUGAUCGUCGCUCUGGCAAGAGACAGCUUAGCCUUUGUGGGACCGAAGCUAAGUGAUGUUUAUGUGUCCUACGAUUACGGGAAAACAUUUAAGAAGAUAUCGGAUAGAUUUAAUUUUGGUCCGGGGAACACCAGCCAAGUGGAGAUCACUCAAUUCUACCACAGCCCAGCUGACAACAGAAGGUAUAUCUUCAUCAAUGCUUCCACCCAGUACUUGUGGCUCACCAUGGACUUCUGCAACACUAUUCAGGGCUUUUCAGUCCCAUUUCGAGCGGCUGACCUGCUGCUGCAUAGCCGGGAUCCGAACCUGGUUUUGGGCUUUGAUAAGUCCCAUCCCAACAAACAGCUCUGGAAAUCAGAUGAUUUUGGACAGACAUGGAUAAUGAUACAUGAACAUGUGAAAUCAUUUUCUUGGGGUGUGGAGCCCUACGAUGAGCCAAACACAGUGUACAUCGAGCGGCACGAACCGACAGGCUCCUCCACCAUCCUUCGCAGCUCUGAUUUCUUCCAAACCCGGGAAAACAAGGAGAUAAUUCUGGAGGAGGUUGAAGACUUCCAACUCAGGGACAAAUAUCUUUUUGCUACAAAGUCCGUGCAUCUUUUAGGCACUCAACCGCAGCCUUCCGUGCAGCUCUGGGUGUCCUUUAACCGCAAGCCGAUGCAAGCCGCCCAGUUUGUGACCAGGCAUCCCAUUAAGGAGUACUACAUCGCUGAUGCCUCGGAAGACCAGGUGUUCGUUUGCGUCAGUCACAGCAACAACCGCACCAACCUCUACAUCUCUGAAGCAGACGGCUUGAGGUUUUCGCUGACUUUGGAGAACAUCCUAUACUAUAGUCCUGGGGGAGUGGGAAGCGAUACCCUGGUCAGGUAUUUUGCAAAUGAGCCCUUUGCGGACUUCCACCGGGUCGAGGGAGUGCCGGGGAUCUAUAUUGCCACCUUGAUCAACGGCUCAUUCAAUGAGGAGAACAUGCGGUCUGUCAUUACCUUUGACAAAGGAGGGACUUGGGAAUUUCUGCAGCCUCCAGAGUAUACCCGCUAUGGAGAAAAGAUAAAUUGCGAGCUUUCUCGAGGCUGCUCUCUCCAUCUGGCCCAACGCCUGAGCCAGAUCCUCAACUUCCAGCUGCGUCGGAUGCCCAUCCUCUCGAAAGAAUCCGCUCCAGGGCUCAUCAUCGCCACAGGUUCUGUUGGCAGGAACAUGGCAAGCAAAAUGAAUGUGUACAUUUCGAGCAGCGCGGGCGUUCGAUGGCGAGAGGUCCUGACCGGGCCUCAUUAUUACACCUGGGGAGAUCACGGAGGGAUCCUCAUGGCAGUAACCCAGGGCACAGAGACCGAUCAGCUCAAGUAUAGCACAAAUGAAGGGGAGACCUGGAAAACAUUUACCUUCUCAGAGAAGCCGGUCUUUGUUUACGGCCUGCUGACGGAGCCUGGAGAGAAAAGUACCAUCUUCACCAUCUUUGGCUCUUACAAAGAGAACGGGCACAGCUGGAUCAUCUUGCAGAUCAACACCACCGAUGUGCUUGGUGUCCCAUGCACCGAAAAUGAUUACAAAUCGUGGUCCCCCUCGGACGAACGGGGCAACGAGUGUCUCCUGGGGCGUAAAACGGUCUUCAAAAGGCGAACCUCCCACGCGACGUGCUUCAACGGGGAAGAUUUCGAUAGGCCAGUCGUGGUCUCCAACUGCUCUUGCACCAGAGAGGACUUUGAGUGUGACUUUGGCUUCAAGUUAAGUGAUGAUUUGUCAUCAGAGGUUUGUGUGCCGGAUCCUGAAUUUGCUGGCAAGCUUUCAUCUCCCCCAGCUCCAUGUCCCAUUGGCUCAUCUUACAGGAAGACAAGAGGUUAUCGCAAGAUAUCCGGAGACGUCUGCUGGGGGGGAGAUGUGGAGGCCCGUCUGGAAGGGGAACUGGUGCCUUGUCCAUUAGCAGAGGAGAACGAAUUCAUUCUCUAUGCCACGCGAUAUUCCAUCCACCGGUAUGACCUUUCUUCUGGGAUUAGUGAAAAGUUGCCUCUGAACGGGUUGCGAGGGGCGGUGGCUCUCGAUUUCGAUUACGACCACAACUGUUUGUACUGGGCAGACGUCACCCUCGACAUUAUCCAGCGCCUGUGCCUCAACGGCAGUUCCGGACAGGAAAUUAUCAUCAGCACUGGUCUGGAGACAGUCGAAGCCCUGGCCUUUGAGCCUAUCAGUCAGCUGCUGUACUGGGUGAAUGCUGGUAUCCCAAAGAUCGAGGUUGCCAACCCAGACGGAGACUUACGACUGACAAUUUUGAAUGCCUCUGUGCUGGAGCGGCCCCGAGCCUUGACUCUGGUCCCUAAAGAAGGGUUGAUGUUUUGGACUGACUGGGGGGAUUCCCGGCCCGGCAUCUAUCGAAGUGAGAUGGAUGGCUCUUCAGCCACCUGCAUUGUUUCUGAGGGGGUGAGGUGGCCGAAUGGCAUUUCUGUAGAUGACCGCUGGAUCUACUGGACUGAGGCUUACAUGGACAGGAUUGAGCGGAUCGAUUUCAGCGGCAUGCAGAGAUCAGUGAUCUUGGAUAGCCUCCCUCAUCCCUACGCCAUUGCUGUUUUUAAGAAUGAAAUCUACUGGAAUGACUGGUCUCAGCUGAGCAUAUUCAGAGCCUCCAAAUACAGUGGAUCCAGAAUGGAGAUUUUGGUCGGCCACCUCACUGGGGUGAUGGAUAUGAAAAUCUUCUACCGAGGAAAGACAGCAGGGCAGAACGCUUGCAGUGCCAACCCCUGCAGCCUGCUAUGCCUCCCGAAAUCCAACAACACCCGAAGUUGCAAGUGCCCCGAGGGAGUUUCUGGCCACAUCCUCCCAUCAGGGGAGAUGAGUUGUGAUUGUCCAACUGGUUAUCUUUCGAAAAACACCACGUGUGUAAAAGAAGAAAACACCUGUCUCUCCAACCAGUAUCGAUGCUCUAACGGGAAUUGCAUCAACAGCAUUUGGCAAUGUGACAACGACAAUGACUGCGGGGAUAUGAGCGACGAGAAGAACUGCCCGACAACCGUUUGUGAUGUUGACACUCAGUUCCGUUGCCACGGCUCAGGGACUUGUGUCCCGUUGUCCUAUAAGUGUGACCUGGAGGAUGAUUGCGGCGAUAAUAGCGAUGAGAAUCACUGUGAAGCUCACCAGUGCCGGAGCGAUGAGUUCAGCUGCACCUCAGGGAUGUGCAUCCGCCUUUCUUGGAAGUGUGAUGGUGACAACGAUUGCCGGGACUGGUCUGACGAAGCCAACUGCACCACAGUGUACCACACCUGCGAAGCCUCCAGUUUCCAGUGCCACAAUGGCCACUGCAUCCCUCAGAGGUGGGUGUGUGACGGCGACGCUGACUGUCAAGAUGGAUCUGAUGAGGACCCGACCAUCUGUGAGAAAAAGUGCAACGGCUUCCAGUGUCCCAAUGGAAGUUGCAUUCCUUCCAGCAAGCGCUGUAACGGAGCACAGGACUGCGCGGACGGUUCUGACGAGCAACACUGUGAGCCCCUCUGUACUCGUUACAUGGAUUUUGUGUGUAAGAACCGGAAACAGUGCUUGCUGCGUUCCAUGGUGUGUGACGGCACCAGACACUGUCAAGACGGCUCAGAUGAAGACCCAGCAUACGCCGGCUGUACCGAAGAUCCGGAGUUCUACCGCACUUGCGACCUCUUCAGCUUCCAGUGCCAGAACGGCAUGUGCAUCAGCUUGGUGUGGAAAUGCGACGGCAUGGACGACUGCGGGGACGACUCGGAUGAGGCCAACUGUGAAAACCCAACCGAAGCCCCAAACUGCUCCCGGUACUAUCAGUUCCAGUGCGAGAACGGCCACUGCAUCCCAAACAGGUGGAGAUGUGAUGAAGAGAACGACUGUGGAGACUGGUCGGAUGAGAAAGAAUGUGGGGGUUCCGAAAUCAUUCCCAUCACUACAUCAGCCCCUGCCACGUGUUCGCCUAACCACUUCCGGUGUAAUAGUGGGGCUUGCAUCAUGAACAGCUGGGCUUGUGACGGGUACCGGGACUGUGCGGAUGGCUCUGACGAGGAAGCCUGCCCCACGGCUUUGAUUGGUGCAUCUUCUACGUCGUCCAGCUUGGCCGGCCGUUGCAGUCGAUUUGAGUUUGAGUGCCAGGAGAUGAAGAAGUGUGUCCCCAACUGGAAGCGCUGCGACAACUUGAAAGAUUGCCAGGAUGGCACGGAUGAGUUGAAUUGCCCUACACAGAGUACCUUGACAUGCCCCAGUGGGUUUAAAUGUGAAGAUGGGGAGCUGGUUUCCAAGGUGGCGGAGCUGCGUGACUACUUCCUGAUUGCCUGUGAUAGCAGUGAUGAGAGAAAUUAGACUGAUGAUACCUUCCUGUCUAUAAAGUGCAGAACUCUCCAGUGGACAGCCGACUCUCAGGGAUGUUACUCUAACCUGACUCGCCUAAAGAUGCCAGUUGGAUCCUGUGUCUACAAUAUCCACUACAGGGUGGUUGGAGAAAGUGUGUGGAAAUCUCUAGAAACCCAUAGCAACAAAACCAGCAGCGUCUUGAAAGUAUUGAAACCAGAUUGCACAUACCAGGUCAAAGUUCAGGUCCAGUGCCUGACCAAGGGUUACAACAAUAAUCAAUGACAUCAUCACCUUGGCGGGACUUGUGAAGGAUUGCCGGAUCCUCCCCAGCAUCUUCAGUUGUCGUCAAAGAGAGAAGCUGAAGAUGUCGUGAUUUGCCAGUGGGCACCGCCAGCUAAUAGCCAUGGCCUGAUAAGAGAAUAUGUUGUGGAGUACAGCAGAGCCGGUUCCAAGGAGUGGUCGUCUGAGAGAGCCACCAGCAACUAUUCGGAAAUUGAGGGGUUAGAGGUCAACACAUUGUAUACUUUCAGAGUUGCCGCAGUAACUAGCCGGGGAGUGGGGAACUGGAGUGAUUCCAAAUCUAUACAAACCGUAAGAGGCAAAGUGAUUCCACCACCUACGGUCCAUAUUGAGAGUUAUCACGAAGAUUCCAUAACUUUCACCCUAAAAAUGGAAGCUGAUAUUCAGGUGUAUGGCUACGUUGUGAACAUUUUCUGGACGUUCGAUACACACAGACAAGAAAAAAGGAUUUUGUACAUAGAUGGAGGGAAGUCUGUACAAACAGGUAGCACUACCUGCCUGCUCAGAUAUCUGCACGAGAUUUCAGCCUGGGCCAAGACAGAACUGGGUGAUAGUCCUCUGUCUUUUGCGCAUGUGGUGACCAGUGGUACAAGACCACCCCCUCCCAGUUUGAAAGCCAAACCUCUCAAUCAGACUGCUGUUGAGUGCAACUGGACCGGUCCUCGGAACGUUGUUUACGGUGUGUUCUAUGCCACAUCUUUCCUAGAGCUGUAUAGGAACCCCAGCAGUGCGAACACCACUCUACACAAUAUCACUGUCAUCGUCAGCAGAGAUGAGCAAUAUUUAUUUUUGGUACGCGUGGUGUCUCCCUACCAAGGACCGCCUUCUGACUACAUUGUUGUGAAGAUGAUUCCUGACAAUCGUCUCCCUCCGCGACACCUUCACACUGUGCACACGGGGAAAACGUUUGCUGUCAUUAAAUGGGAGUCACCGUAUGACUCUCCUGACCAAGAUUUGCUAUAUGCUGUUUCAGUGAAGGAUUUAGUAAGAAAAACAGAUAGGAACUACAAGGUGAAAACACGGAACAACACAGUGGAAUAUACCAUCAAGAAACUGGAGCCAGGGGGAAAGUACCACAUCAUCGUCCAGCUUGUAAACAUGAGCAAAGAAGCGAGCUUGAAGGUUAGCACAGUUUCCCUGGCUGCCCCAGAAGCCUUAAAGAUUAUACCAGAAAACGACCACAUUUUGCUGUUUUGGAAGAGUUUAGCUUUAAAGGAAAGUCAUUUCAGUGAAAGUCGGGGGUAUGAAAUACACAUGUUUGACAGAAUGAUGAAUGUCACCGCCUACCUGGGGAACACCACAGAGACAGUCUUCAAAGUUUCCAACCUGAAAAUAGGCCACAAUUACUCCUUCACUGUCCAAGCCAGAUGCCUCUACAGUGGACAGAUGUGUGGGGAGCCAGCUACACUACUUUAUGAUGAACUAGGAUUGGACGAAGAUCCUGCUGCUUCCAAAACGGUCAAGUCCACGGAUGUUGCCGCCGUUGUGGUUCCCAUAUUAUUUGUCUUGCUAGUGACUGUGGGCAUCGGGUUUGUCGUUUUGUACAUGAGGCACAGGCGGUUGCAGAACAGCUUCACGGCCUUUGCUAACAGCCAUUACAAUUCCCGGCUGGGGUCAGCCAUAUUCUCAUCAGGUGACGAUUUAGGAGACGAGGAUGACGAAGCGCCCAUGAUCACGGGUUUUUCAGACGAUGUCCCCAUGGUGAUAGCAUGAAGAACGUUCCUGACUCUGGAAACCAAAAUGGUGUAAAUAUUUUAUUUGAUAAAAAUAGUCAACUGUUUAUUUUAAAACAAAAACAAAAAAACAAAAAAAUGCACUUUUGAGUUGCAAUAUGUUAUUUUUGUAUGGGCCGAUAAAAAAAGAAGAAGAAACAAGUUAUUACACUUUGUAGUACACAGCUGUGAACUUUCAAACCAGGUUGAUUUAGUUAACAAUUUUUUUUUCAACUUUAAUUUAGUCUUACAAGGCUGUGCUUGCUGGGCAUGCUUUUAAGUCUGUGAGAUGUCUUCUGUUGACUGUGACUCCGAUCUUCAGAGAACUCGCAAGUGCUUAUGGAACCCCCAUUUGGAUACAUGUUCUAGCUUUGGCCUAACUGGAGAAGAUGAAGAACGCAGGGCUGCCUGUGAAAUUAACAAGCCUUGAUCAGUUGCAUCCUCUUUACCCCCUCCACAACACAUGUUAAUGGAGAGGUAUGGAGUGAUGUUAUCUGUCUAGGCCAGAGGUCUCCAACUCUGGCGCUUCAGAUGUUCAUGGACUACAAUUCCCAUCAGCCCCUGCUGGCAUGCCAGCAGGGGCUGAUGGGAAUUGUAGUCCAUGAACAUCUGAAGUGCCAGAGUUGGACACCCCUGGGCUAGGCAUUCCCACUCUGUUGGAUGAGGAGCAUAACGGGGUAGAGAAAAUUAUACUUGACACAGGGUUGCCAUUUUCUGUGGCAGUCCUUAGCAGUGUCUGUUUCUAUGCAGGGUGAGAGGAAGCCAAGUCGUCCUUUGGUUGCCUUCAUUACGUGAAGAUGUACAGUGGAGGAGGGGCUCAAAAUGGGAGAAGGAGGGGAAAUGCAAGGCCACGGAUUUCCCCAAGGAAGUUCCCCCCAGUGCUGCUGCUAUGACCCUCUCACUACGGGGGCUCUUGCAUGCAGUGGUAUGCAAGGCCUCUAAAAGGACCGGUUCUCUCAAGAUCAGAGUUGAAACUGACUCUUCUUUUUUAAAUUUUUUUCUAAGAGAAAAUUUUAUUUAAAAAUAUUCAGGAAAUGACAGAUAUAUAUGAAGAGAGUGAAUAGUUCCUGAAAGUUUUACAUUGACUUAAAGAAUUCUUUGGACUUUGUUUCCCGUGCGGAUCUCUCUUCCCACCCACCCUUUGUUUUAUUAAUUAAUUUAUUGGGAAGUCUGCUUUGGGUCAGAGUUCCAAAAUUCUCAGUCAUAUAUGCACACUUGUUGUAUGGGAGGUUGUGCCACUUUUAUUUUCUUGCGACAUGGCUGAGUGGAUUUUCCCCCCUUUGUUCUGUGAUCAAAUCAGGUAUUAACAUAAUAAACAAACAAACAGAAACUAAUAACACAAGGUUUUUUUAAAAAAAUUCUUGAACAGUUUUCUGUGUUUGGAGAGAAAAAGAAAAGAUAGACUGGAGUGACUUUAAGGUGAGGACUGGAAUAUUUUUGCCAGAGCUCUUGAGACACAUUCUUGCAGAUAAAAGCAGGCACGCAAAAAGUUCAAAGGCUUUAGUUUAAUCUUCCGAUAGAGAUUUUGGAUCCCAGGGAACAUGAAGCAUCAAUUCAUAGUCACAAGUUCAUUUUGCACAAGCAGUUUUCUCAUUCAUUUAGAUGGAAAGGGCAGCACCAGAGAUUUAUUGUUUCCUGAGUGGCACUGUCUCUUCCAGUUGGAUUAAAAAGAGAGACUGGUUUAAUUGUUUAUUUCAUUUUUUAAAUACCUCUUCUGUUCCAUUAAGAGCUGAAACACUUGAAUAAAGUGGUCUAACCAAGUUGAAUUUGUUGGCUGGCAUGGAACUGGCACAGACUUCAGAUUGAUAGCCGGGCUGCUAACCUCGGUUGAUACUAGCCAUGGUUUGUUGCGAUGUCCGAAUUCAUGAGCCGUAUUGUCCACAAUCCCCAGUUUAUCACAACAUGAAAGCUUCUUCUGUAAUACCUGCCCCCACAUCAAGGCUGCCUGAAAUUCUCCUGCUUGUCGGUGUGACAAAACAGUGGGAUUUUCAGUGCCCAAUAAUAUUCAGAGUCUCCAUGUUGGUGUUGCAUGUCUCUGGCAGCUGCUAACAUCUGACCCAAGUUCCGAUGCUUUCUGUAGCAGCAAGAAAGCCCAGGUUCAAUUCUCAAAUGAUGGAAAAACACAGUAUAAUUGUAAAGAAACCAAAGACAAAGUCCCGUGUUGUGAAGGCUGUUUUAUCCAUUGGUUGAGCAACCAGCAUCAUAUUGAUUGUUUCAAAGGGACCGGAAACUCUUGUAAGGUCGCUGAGAAGCUUAUGUGGUCCAACGUAUGUACUGUACACUGAUGAAGGCUAUCGAAACAGGAUAGGACCGACUCCCUGUUUGUGAAUUGUUUGGAAUUACCUUGGAUAAACUUGAUGAACAGCUUGAAUGGAAUAAAGAACUAUGAUUGCA